Molecule: messenger RNA, 4436 nt
Organism: Carlito syrichta (Philippine tarsier)
Lineage: Eukaryota; Metazoa; Chordata; Mammalia; Primates; Tarsiidae
Gene: TAF3
Product: TATA-box binding protein associated factor 3
Exons: 7
Coding region: 1-2673 (890 amino acids)
Cellular component (GO): transcription factor TFIID complex
Molecular function (GO): protein heterodimerization activity
Source: RefSeq, a predicted model, not a curated record
AUGGCUUUAAUAAGAAUGGAAGAGUUGAAAAGCAUCCCUGUGUUCAAUGGCCGAACAGACCCAGUGUUGGAUGAUGUUGGCGAAGCCUUUCAACUUAUGGGAGUUAGUCUACACGAACUGGAAGACUAUAUCCACAAUAUUGAACCUGUCACUUUCCCACAUCAAAUUCCAUCAUUUCCCGUUAGCAAGAACAAUGUACUUCAGUUUCCCCAGCCUGGAAGUAAAGAUGCAGAGGAAAGAAAGGAAUACAUUCCUGACUACAUGCCACCCAUCGUGUCUUCUCAAGAAGAGGAGGAAGAAGAGCAAGUGCCCACUGAUGGGGGCACGUCAGCAGAAGCCAUGCAGGUUCCCUUGGAAGAAGACGAUGAAAUGGAGGAGGAAGAAAUCAUUAAUGAUGAGAACUUCCUGGGUAAGAGACCGCUGGACAGUCCUGAAGCUGAAGAAAUGCCGGCCAUGAAGCGGCCACGGCUACUCAGCACUAAGGGAGACACCCUGGAUGUAGUUUUAUUGGAAGCUCGGGAACCACUCAGCUCAAUAAACGCACAAAAGAUCCCACCGAUGCUGUCUCCAGUCCACGUACAGGACAGCACAGACCUGGCUCCCCCGUCGCCAGAGCCACCAAUGUUGGCUCCAGUUGCAAAAUCCCAGAUGCCAACUGCAAAACCAUUGGAGGCAAAGUCAUUUACACCUAAAGCAAAGACUAAAACUGGCUCUCCAGGACAGAAGACUAAGUCACCUAAAACUACCCAGUCACCAGCAAUGACCGGAAGUCCCAUCCGGUCACCAAAAACUGUAUCCAAAGAAAAGAAGUCACCUGGACGUUCUAAGAGCCCCAAAAGCCCCAAAAGCCCCAAGAUUAUGACUCAUAUUCCCCAAGCACCCGUCAGACCCGAUACACCAAAUAGGACUCCUUCAGCUACACUAUGUGAAAAAAUUAGUAAAGAGACUCUGCAGGUGAAACAGAUACAAACGCCUCCUGACGCUGGGAAACUGAACAGUGAGAACCAGCCGAAAAAGGCUGUGGUGAUAGACAAAACGAUCGAUGACUCCAUCGAUGCUGUGAUUGCACGAGCCUGUGCGGAGCGAGAGCCAGAUCCUUUUGAAUUUUCUUCUGGAUCAGAAUCUGAAGGAGACAUUUUUACCAGCCCCAAGAGAAUUUCAGGUUCGGAGUGUACCACUCCCAAAGCUUCCACUUCCUCAACCAAUUUCACGAAGUCAGGAUCCACUCCGCUGCCUCUUUCAGGCGGAACCUCCAGUUCUGAUAACUCAUGGACGAUGGAUGCCUCGAUCGAUGAGGUAGUGCGUAAAGCAAAAAUGGGGAUGCCUUCCAAUAUGCCUCCCAACUUUCCCUACAUCUCUUCUCCGUCAGUGUCUCCCCCUACUCCCGAGCCCCUCCACAAAGUGUACGAGGAGAAAGCCAAGCUGCCGACAUCCGUGGAGGUGAAGAAGAAGUUGAAAAAGGAGCUGAAGACUAAAAUGAGAAAGAAAGAAAAGCAGAGGGAUAGGGAGAGGGACAAGGACAAAAGCAAGGAGAAAAGUAAAGAGAAGGAUAAAGUGAAAGAGAAAGAAAAGGAAGCUGGCAAGGAAACGAAGUAUCCAUGGAAGGAGUUUCUUAAAGACGAAGAUUCAGAUCCCUAUAAAUUUAAAAUAAAAGAAUUUGAAGAUGUGGACCCCAAAGUGAAAUUGAAAGAUGGAAUUGCGAGGAAGGAGAAAGAGAAGCAUAAAGAUAAGAAAAAAGAUAGAGAAAAGGGCAAAAAAGAUAAAGAGAAGAGAGAAAAAGACAAAGUGAAAGAUAAAGGGAGGGAAGAGAAGAUGAAAGCGCCCCCGGCCCCUCUGGUGUUGCCCCCGAAGGAAAUGGCCCUGCCCCUGUUCAGCCCCGCCGCAACUGUGAGGCUCCCAGCCGUGCUGCCUGCCUUGUCACCGAUGCUUCCGGAAAAACUGUUUGAGGAGAAAGAGAAACCUAAGGAGAAGGAGAAGAAGAAAGACAAGAAGGAGAAGAAGAAGAAGAAAGAGAGAGAGAAGGAAAAGGAGAAGAAAGAGAAGGAAAGGGAGAAAGAGAAAAGAGAGCGAGAGAAGAGAGAAAAAGAGAAGGAGAAACACAAGCAUGAAAAAAUAAAGGUGGAGCCCGUGGUUCCCGCUCCAAGCCCAGUUAUACCCAGAUUAACUCUCCGCGUUGGUGCUGGCCAAGACAAGAUUGUCAUCAGCAAGGUGGUUCCCGCCCCCGAGGCUAAGCCGGGCCCUUCCGUGAAUAGGCCGAAGACCCCGCCUCCAGCCCCCGGGCCUGUCCCUGGGCCUGUGCAUGUGGGCCCCGCCCCGGUGCCACUGCCGCUGCUGGCCCAGGCCACCGCCUGCCCCGCCCAGCUGCCAACCCCAGGCCCCGCGGCCUCCGGGGCCGCCGGCGCCAAAGCUCCUGUGCGCAGCGUGGUGACUGAGACCGUCAGCACCUACGUGAUCCGGGACGAGUGGGGCAACCAGAUCUGGAUCUGCCCCGGGUGCAACAAGCCGGAUGACGGCAGCCCCAUGAUCGGCUGCGACGACUGUGACGACUGGUACCACUGGCCCUGUGUCGGGAUCAUGGCGGCGCCCCCCGAGGAGAUGCAGUGGUUCUGUCCCAAGUGUAACACCAAGAGGAAAGACAAGAAGCACAAGAAGAGGAAGCACCGGGCCCACUGACGUCCCCUGGGAGUCAUCGCCUCUGGAGGGGCUGGUGCAAUUCCGCGACACCCCGACCCCGGCUUCCUGAGGACGGAGGCCUGGGACAGGAACAGCCGGCCGGGCCGGGCUCCCCCUCGACGGGUUGGCCUGCCACUGCUGGGGUGAUUGAAGGAGAUUGGGCAGGCGUGGCCUUCCCAGUGCCAGGACAAGGAGCACCAAUCAGAGAGCAUCGUCUUCCUUCCGUCUGACUCUCUCCAGGCCUUUCUCUGGGGGUGUUAGAUGAGAAGAUAAGGUGUGAGCCACCUGCCUGUAACUCGAGGACGGCUCAUUGGUCUGUAUACAGUUUUCAGCUCUUCCCUCUCUAGUAAGAUAAUCAUAAUAGCAUAAAAGAAAGCUCCACUUGGAGCACUGGUCAAUAUUUUUGUGACAAGAAUAUAUGAAGCUUCCCUCCCCCACCCCCCCCACCCCCGUUUUUAGUACUAACAUGUAAAAUGUUCAGGCUUUUGUGAAAUACCUUAUAUUUUUUAAGAAAAGGUUUCUAUCAUGUCCUGUUUGCUUUUGUGCAAAUUAUUUUUGUUUACUCUAAUGUAUUUUUUACUUCUGUUGCAUUCUAAUUUUGCCUCCUUUAAACUGCUGGAGUGUCUUCUCACUGCUUGUACAUUUCAUCAACUUGUAUAAAAAGUUCAUACGGAGAGAUUGCCCCUAAUGUAAAUAAUAAAUAUUUAUGAAGUAGUUAUUUUUAAAUUUUUAUCGUGUUUAAUUCUGGCUUUCUCUGAAAUCCACUGUGAUUUCAGCCAUGUCUGUAACUGCGCUGUCCGUGAGAGAGAAGGCUGGCGCGACAGCCCGGCUCAGAGUCCUCACCGCCAGCUGGCCCCAGCAGUGUCCAGGAGGACGCAGGGCGUAGCCUGAGCUGGGCGAAGGAUGAGGCCGUUGCAGUCUGGAGGCUGUGAUUGGAAGUGGUUCUCUUUAGGAUCUAUUUUGCGUUGGGACGUUUCUUUGACUUACUUUUAUUACAAGGACAUCGACGUUCCAUGAGAGUAAAGAAGAACCAUAUACUGUAUUUGUGUUUAUAUUGUCUUAUUUCUGCAGAUCUGUUCGUUGAUAUUGUGCUUUACAGCUGAAAUGAAGUAUAUUGUGAAUUUUUUUUUUUUAAGAAAACUCAUCAAAUUUCAGGGUACCACAAACUUUAUUAUAUGUUAUACUGCCCACUAUUUAUUAUAUGUUAUAGAUGUCAGAGGUAAAUCAGAUAUUUUAUUUUUAAUGUAAAAACAUCAAAUUUAACUUUAUUAGCCUAUUUUAGCAACUUUGGAAUAAACAUGGACUUUACUUGAUUUUGAAAUAAUCCCCAUUUGGGCCCGUGUGAUGGAUCUCUUGACUGCUAGAAUGUGGGCUUUGAACCUGAUACCGAUAUAUGAACAGAAAAUGUGACUUUCUGAAUGCCAAGUAGAUCGAUACUAGUGUAUGAUUAGUGAUACUUUACAGCAUGACGUGUGGCUAGGGAAGUGCGGCUUCUGCCGUGAACGUCGGCUUGUGGAUCAGCGGACACGGCGUCGACCUUCCCAAGUGCAGGUGCCGCUGCCCUCUCGGCUCCAGGGCCAGAGUUUUCCUGCCUCUGCAGGGAAGCACAGCGUCAGUGUUGAGAUGUGUGGUUUUUGUUUUAUUACUUUGAGAUCAUUCUCAAUACUUGAUAUUUUCCCAUGCACAGAUGUGCCCAUUAGUGCUUUUUGGAGAGGGAUGAGGGGUGGAAGAAGUGCAAAAUAAAGAUUAUUGGCCAUUUCCUA